Messenger RNA from Zootermopsis nevadensis, 2505 nucleotides. RefSeq names its product cholesterol 7-desaturase nvd (gene nvd). Gene Ontology annotation, molecular function: oxidoreductase activity; 2 iron, 2 sulfur cluster binding. NCBI's taxonomy places the organism in Eukaryota, Metazoa, Arthropoda, Insecta, Blattodea, Termopsidae. Gene Ontology annotation, cellular component: cytoplasm. The record is from RefSeq and is a predicted model, not a curated record. Gene Ontology annotation, biological process: cholesterol metabolic process.
UGUUGGUGGACGGAGGGACGGCGUCCAUGCAUUCAGUUUGCAGUCUGCAGCACACUUGAAAGAAAUGGACAGUAGCAAUGCGAACAUCAGUCUGUACAGCGCUUUGUGGCUUGGUCAGACCCUCGAUCUGGAUUUGUUGUCGCCCUGCGUCCUCAACUUUGCCAACAGAUUGGUGACAGUACAAUUUUACACCUGGCUGCAGACACUGUUCGUGACCGUUCUGCUGGUACUCACUUACUACUACGUCGUUCUACCGAUGGAUUACGUUAAAGACUUGAGUGAUGUGGGGUAUGGCCACCUGCUGGAAGGCAGCGCCCGGAGGAUGGCACUACGAAAAGGCAGGAGAAAGUGUGAUCUGGUGCGAGAGAUGCGGAGGUUGAGGAAGGUUGGCAGUCUGCCUCCUGUGUACCCCAAUGGCUGGUUUUGCCUGCUGAAUUCUUCAGAGCUGGCUCCAGGGGAAGUGAAACAUGUCUCUGCACUGGGUGAGAACUUUGCAGUGUUCCGGACACGCGAGGGCAUCGUACACAUCCUUGAUGCGUACUGUCCACAUCUAGGAGCCAAUAUGGCCGUAGGUGGUACCGUUCGCGGUGACUGUCUGGAGUGUCCGUUCCACUUAUGGCGAUUCAGAGGCGAAGACGGAAAGUGUUCCUCCAUCCCUUACAGUGAAAAAGUACCAGACUUUGUACGAGCGAAGACGUGGCCGUCUUGUGAGAAGAGUAACAUCAUCUUCGUGUGGUACCAUGCUGAGGGAGAGGAGCCCACCUGGCAUGUCUCCUCCAUUCCCGAGAUUCAGAACGGACAGUUUUGGUAUAGGGGGCGCAACGAGUUUGUUGUCAACUCACACAUUCAGGACAUCCCAGAGAAUGCAGGGGACUUAGCACACCUGAACGCUCUCCACACUGCGUCCAUGCUCGCUGGCAGCGACCUGCGGUAUGUGGAAAGGCUCUUUUACAGAUUUGCACGCCAUGUUUGGAGUGGCAGCUGGCAACCCAGUGCAGAUGCCCAGCAUCAAGCAACCAUGAAACUGCACCAUGAGUUUCGCCUCUUUGACAAGUUUCCUCUCAUUGUCAUGGAUGUCCAUGUCAAGCAGAUUGGCCCGGCCUAUGUCGAACUCUACCUGACUACUUCGCUUGGUGUAGUGAUAAUACUUCAAACUGUGACACCAGUUGAACCCCUUCUGCAAAAGUUGGAGCACCGCAUAUACUGCCCCCCUUCCCUCUCCCUCUUUGCCAAAUUCAUUCUCUAUGGGGAAUCUGUAAUGGUUGAACGCGACAUUAUGAUAUGGAAUCACAAGUCAUAUGUAGACAAACCCAUCCUUGUAAAAGAAGAUCAAUCCAUUCGCAGACACCGCCACUGGUACAGUCAGUUUUACUCAGAAAAUAGCCCCCGGUUCAGCUUUCAGCAAGAGAACACAGAUUGGUAAUUGCUGUACUGAGUGAUUAUGAGUAAGUCGAGGAAAUGCAGACUCUUUAUGCAAAGUGCUGAGCUGCCUGGUAUAGCAGUAAUAUCUGAUGAAACUUGUAUUCUGGUGGUACCCAUUCUGAAUCUUGGCUGGGUCACAAGUUAUACAGAUUCAUCUUCUUUGUAACUUCCCUUAUCCUUUGCAGGCAAAACUUAUGACACAGUCCUUCAAACCGUCCAUAACUGCUUGCUUCCAAAUUUUCACCUGUUUACCAUUAAUGAUUAUCAUUCCAUAUCUCUUUCAGUGUUACAUAAUAUCUUUAGCUGAAACAGCUUCUUAAAUUAACCUAUGAAUUAAGAAAAUCUUUAACAAGACUGUCAGUUUUUGUGCGAGUGUUUAUACACGCACGCAAACGCAGAAAGCACAGUGGUAAUGUCUGGGUGCCAUGUUGGAGCACAACACAGUAAACACUGUAUUGGUUGCUCCCAUUCAGACCGGUCAGAUGCAGUGAUAAUGAGAAUCCAGUAACAUUUACUUGCCCACAUUACAGGACAUGCUGAAAGCGUUCCCCAUUCGUUCCAAAACAUUCCUGCAUACCUUCUCAACAGAUUCUGGCUUAAGCACUGUAAUUGUCCACUGAUUAUAUAGGGCACUUGAAGAUGAUUAAUUUGUCUGAGUUGUUUUGUGUGUGGUUUGAUAGACUUUAGUUUGUUCCACAUCUUGUACAGUAAGUUCCAUCAAUACAAGUCCUUUGGCAAACAUGUGGGUGGUAGGCCUGUGAGCUGUUAACAGUUUGCUAGACAGCAUUGUCAUCAUCAUUGAGCUUUUUAUUUGGUGCAGUUUUGUGAAAGCAUGUAAUGAGAUGUCUUAUUUACUUCCAGAUUUUAAAACUGAUAAGUUUUCAGAAUUUGUUUCCUUAAAUUCUAACAGAGAAACUAGCAGAAUUAUUCUCCCUUAGUGGCAGUAACUUAAUAACCUCAGUUAUGCGUACGAAUUGAACUCGAUAUCAUACUCAGGAACCACUCAGACUCAGCAGUCUGUCAAGGACUUUGAACCUUAUGCUUAAUAGCUUGGAAAUGAAACUUAACUACGAAGAUUUCUGU